UCUUUUUUUUACUUGUGAGCAAAAUUUUAAACCACAAAAUUCAAAUGAAAAAAUGGGAAUGUGGGAAGUAGUCCCGGAAAGCUAUAAAACCCACCUGCUUCGGUACUCUGUUUCCAGCGCGCAUUUAGAAAGAACCUUCCCUCCAAAAAUGAUGGCAGUCCCUUCCGAUUCCUUCCGACGCCUCUUUCCGGCGGCGCUCCUCCUCCUAGCUUUCUCCGGAAACGCCCUCUCCGCCCGACAGUGUGCCGACUGCGGCUCAACUCAGGUCCCGUACCCGCUCAGCACCGCCCCUGACUGCGGCGACCCACGCUACAAGAUCCGCUGCAAUAGCAGCGGCAGCCUGUUCUUUGACACCCUCAACAACACCUACGCCAUCUCCUACAUCGACCCGGAGUCUCAGCGGCUCACGAUCGAGCCGGCACCGUUCUUACCACACACCUGCGUCACAGAGGACAUCUCCACCGGCGGAAUCCUCCUCAAUUCGUCCCUUCCGUUCAAUAUCACCGGCAGCAACACGAUUCUGUACCUCAAUUGUACGGAUGCGCUGUUUAAUUCCCCGCUUAAUUGCUCCUCUGAUAGCGCCUGCCACGCCUACAUCAACGGCAGCCUCAAUGCCGGGAAUCCCGCCGGCGCGUGCUCCAAAGAGCCGGUCUGCUGCAGCUUUAAAGCUGGCGGGUCGACCACGGCGCACAGGCUCCGUGUCAGGACGUCGGGUUGCCGGGCGUACAGGGCAUUCGUGAACUUGAACGAGUCUUUGCCGCUUUCUCCGGAAACCACCUCUCCGCCACGGCAGUGUGGCGGCUCAUCUCCGGUCCGUUACCCGCUCUGCACCGCCCGCGGUGACCCACUCGACAAGAUCCGCUACAACAGCACCACCGGCGGCCUGUUCUUUGACGCCAUCAACAACACCUACGUCAUCUCCUCCAUCGACCCGGAAUCUCGGCGGCUCAUGAUCGAGCCCGCACCGUUCUUACGGAACACCUGCGUCACAGGGGACAUCUCCCCCGGCGAAAUCCUCUUCAAUUCCUCCCUCCCGUUCAAUAUCACCGGCAGCAACACAAUUCUCUAUCUCAAUUGUACAAUUGAGGAAAAGAAUUACACAGAGCCACAUAUCCACUUGGCUGUUUUCGUGCAACGUUUGGUGGGGGAGGAGAAGAUAAUGGAUGUCGUGGAUCCGGGGUUGAAGGAAGGGGCGAUCAAUUUGGAGUUGGAGACGAUGAAGGCGCUCGGGUUUCUGGCUAUGGGGUGUUUGGAGGAGAGGAGGCAAAACCGGUCUUCCAUGAAAGAAGUUGUUGAAGAGAUUGAGUAUUUAAUCAGUGUGGCUACUGCUAGUAAUGAUGAGGAUGAGAAAUAGUGAGUUGCGUUUAUGGAGCUUUAGUGGUUUAUAAUGGGGAAAACGAUUAAAACAGGAGUAAAACAUUGAAAAUAUACUAAAAGUAUAGCAAUGUGCACAUGUAUAGUGUCACAUUAUAUUCACAUUGCUACAUUGCGAAGUCCUAUUUCGUGAAUAAAAACAUUGAACUUCU
Molecule: messenger RNA, 1526 nt
Organism: Cuscuta campestris
Lineage: Eukaryota; Viridiplantae; Streptophyta; Magnoliopsida; Solanales; Convolvulaceae
Source: the annotation of a GenBank genome assembly